Messenger RNA from Rubroshorea leprosula, 2275 nucleotides. The record is from the annotation of a GenBank genome assembly. NCBI's taxonomy places the organism in Eukaryota, Viridiplantae, Streptophyta, Magnoliopsida, Malvales, Dipterocarpaceae.
ACAGUUUUCAGGCGGUCUGCUCAAGGAAUUUCACAACCAAUUUUUCAGGUAAUAACAAAUGGAAUUUGUUAGCGAAGUAGGAGAACUCCGGGGUAACCAGGGUAUGGAAGGGGAAGAGAACGUGAUAGCCGUAGAACCCAUUACCAUGAUUGUACCACCGGAACUGCAAGACGUGCCGGAAACCCCUACGCCGGAGAGCAGUGCCAGUUCAGGCGCGCGCGAGGGUUCCGGUGCUAACCCCUCUCUGUCAUCUGAAGGGUCGUCAUUAGAAAACAUUGCCAGUGCAAGUAGCCCCUCGCCGGAAAGUAUGGAAGUGGCCGUAAAUGUGCCUCCAGUUGCAGGUUGGGAAAAUAAAACCAUAGGCGGUAGGUUGAGCAACGUUCGCAAAGCGCCAAAUACGCUGACGGCCGGAUUUCGUUUUAGGGUGAACCUGCAUCAUGAGGUAGCAGAUUGCCCUACCUCCAUUAAAGGGUAUAAGAGACUGGAGGAAAUGUGUGUCAGCAACAGGGUGGAUCCAUUAUCCGGGCUGAUUUUUGACAUUCUGUCAGAGUACGAGUUGGCGCUCACACAGUUAACUCCCAACAGCAUAAAAUUUAUCGUAGGGUUUAUGCUGCUGUGUGCAAGGUUAGAGAUACCUGCGAAGGCCAUUGUUUUCAGGGCAUGCGUACAUGAACUACCCCACACUAACCCGGGCGACCUGGAGCUUAGGGAUAGGAUCACUAAUUAUGUGAAAGGAGGGGGGUUAGUUGAUUUGGAAGCCCUGGUUACCCCUGAGCUGCUCGCUAUGCGCGGGUUUGUGGAUAUCACAAACCUAUUUAGUGAAGGAGAGAUGAGCAGCAUGCUUGAGAGACAACGGGAACGAGCUCAGCGCUCUCGAGGCAGGGGAACUGGCUCUAGCGCGAGGAGGCAAACGCGCUUUGACGAGCUGCCGCCUGCAGCACCUCGCAGCUCGUCACAAAGGGAGCAGGGUUCCAGCUCGACCUCGCAGCCACAGGCCGAGCGUAGGGUAGAACCUGCUCCUGCUGAUGUCCGGAGGCGUGCUCGCGAAGAGUCCGAUGCUGAAGAUGACGUACCACUAACUCGGCGCAGGUUGGAUGCUGGGAGACAACCUGGAGUGGUGCACUCACCUGAGGCGCUUGCGGUCCAGGCGCGUAGCACGACUGAGGCGCUUCCACCACCAGUAGCUAGUGGGGGGCCCAGAAUCGCAUACCCUGAGGGUUUUAGCUACACCAAACCCGACUGUCAGCUCACGAUGGUCCAGGGUAUGCAGAAUUUCGUCCCGCCUGUGGACCGUCAUCGUGUCGAAGGCUACAUUCAGCAACACGGGACUCACGCUGCGAUGCUGAAGAUGAUGGAUAAUAGAGAGCUGGCUGACAAUUGCAAGCGGCUGUCCUCAGACAAGGCGAGCUUGGAGGACGAGGUGAACCAUUUGCAAAGCUCAGAGAUGGCCAACAGGGCUGCAUCAGCCGAAAGCCGGGCUGACGAGCUGGCCAACAGGGUCAUCCAGCUGCAAGAGGAGCUAGACAAGGUGAAAGCUGAGAAGGAGAGUGGGAUUCAAGCGGCCAUGGAUGAGGUCGUUCGUGCAGUGGAUCUCAGGAAGAAAGUGGAAGCUGAGAGAGAUGGCGCGCUAAACGACCUCAACGCCCUAAGAGAGCGGGUUGCUGUGGCCGACCAGGAUCUUGCUCGCGCAGAGGAAUCCCUGAGGCAGGCCAAAGCUCAACACCAGCGCUACAUUAGCAUUGUGCGAGCUCAAGGCGCGGAAUGGCUGGUUGGUGCUGAUAUGUUCCAGGACGCCGUAGCUAUGGCAUCCAUGAACACCACGACUGAGAUCUACAAUGACGUUCGUGGUAAGGUGUUGAAGCACCGGCCGGACUUCCCGAUCAACGAGCUCGCGUUUUUUGACGGUGAAGAGUUCGAUGCAGAGGGGAAGAGCCUUACUGAACCUUCUGACACGACGAUGAGGCUCCGCUGGGAGCUAAACGAAGAGGGAUUGCCAACAUGGCCACCGUUUGUCCUCGAAGAAGGAGAGGAGUUUGAGAACCUGCCGAGGUUCGACACCUGGGCUGGUGAUGCUCUUGUAGAAGAAGCUAAACCCUCAAGUACUCCUCCUACGCCUCAGCCCGUCCCUGCUGCCAUCUCCAUCCCAGCUUGUGCUGACGCGUCCGCUCCCGUGGACUUAACGGACGAUUAGACUUAGGCUUGUUGGUAACACAUUUUGUAAUUUCAUGGAUACCUCUUGUAAUGAAUUUGCGAAGAAUAUAAUUGAAAUGUAUUU